Molecule: messenger RNA, 2304 nt
Organism: Letharia columbiana
Lineage: Eukaryota; Fungi; Ascomycota; Lecanoromycetes; Lecanorales; Parmeliaceae
Exons: 5
Coding region: 1-2304 (767 amino acids)
Biological process (GO): protein ubiquitination; SCF-dependent proteasomal ubiquitin-dependent protein catabolic process
Cellular component (GO): SCF ubiquitin ligase complex
Molecular function (GO): ubiquitin protein ligase binding
Source: RefSeq, a predicted model, not a curated record
AUGCCGAUCACCAUGCCUCCAGCUCCCAAUAAGGACGACCUAGCGGCAACAUGGAACUUCUUGCAGGUCGGAGUGGAGAAGAUCAUGACGAAUCUGAAAGAUGGUGUGGACAUGGCAACAUACAUGGGCAUCUACACGGCUGUUCACAAUUUUUGUACAUCACAGAAAGCAGUAGCGUCAGGGGGAGGGAUCAUCGGGGGUAACGCCCACCGUGGAGCUCACCUACUUGGAGAGGACCUCUACAAGAAUCUCAAGGACUAUUUGAAAGGUCAUCUUGAGGACCUGCACGAGCAGUCUAAAGGUCACAUCGACGAAGCGUUACUGACUUACUACAUUCGGGAAUGGGACCGAUACACAACGGCCGCAAAAUACACGAACCAUCUCUUCCGCUAUCUGAAUCGACAUUGGGUUAAGAGAGAGAUCGAUGAGGGGAAGAAGGAUGUUUUCGACGUGUACACAUUGCACCUCGUGCAAUGGCGGGAGGUCCUAUUCGAAAAGGUUAAUAAGAACGUCAUGGCUGCGGUGUUGAAGAUGGUAGAGAAGCAGCGAAAUGGCGAGACCAUUGAGCAGAGCCAGAUUAAGAGCAUUGUGGAUUCGUUUGUCUCUCUGGGCUUGGAUGAAACGGAUAGCACGAAGUCGACCCUUGAUGUCUACCGAUUCCACUUCGAGAAACCCUUCAUAGAUGCUACAACAAAGUACUACGAGAAUGAGUCGAACCAAUUCGUCGCUGAGAAUUCGGUCAUUGAUUACAUGAAGAAGGCCGAAACUCGCUUGGAAGAGGAGAAGAAUCGAGUUGGAUUGUACCUUCAUCAGGACAUCAUGAACCCGCUCAUGAAAGCUUGUCUGGGCGUCCUGGUCACUGGUCAUUCGCCUCUGCUGAGAGACGAGUUUCAAGUGCUUCUCGACACUGAUAGGCAAGACGACCUGGCGAGGAUGUAUCGAUUACUGGCACGCAUCAUCGAUGGCUUAGAACCGCUACGGACAAAAUUUGAAGCUCAUGUGAGGAAGUCAGGCCUUGCUGCAGUCGAGAAAGUUGCUACGGAAGGGGACAACAUGGAGCCAAAGACCUACGUCGAUGCACUAUUGGAGGUGCAUACACAAUACCAGAAGCUUGUUGAUGAUGCAUUUACUGGCGAAUCUGAGUUUGUUCGAUCGCUCGAUAACGCAUGCAAAGAGUUUGUGAACCGUAAUAAGGUCUGCAAAACCGGGUCAUCGCGUUCGCCAGAGCUGUUGGCCAAGUACACGGAUGCGUUGUUGAAGAAGAGCGCCAAGAGUGCCGAAGAAGCUGAUCUUGAGGCAUCUCUCAUCCAGAUCAUGACCGUCUUCAAGUACAUCGAGGACAAAGAUGUAUUUCAGAAAUUCUACUCCCGAAUGCUAGCGAAGCGAUUGGUUCAUUCAAGCUCCGCAUCAGAAGAUGCGGAGACGAGCAUGAUCGGCAAGCUGAAAGAAGCCUGUGGUUACGAGUACACCAACAAGCUCCAACGCAUGUUCCAGGAUAUCCAGAUCUCAACCGACCUCAAUAGCAAUUUCAAGGAGUAUCAAUCGAGAUUACUGGACGACGAUGGAUUGAAGAAAGCUGUCGACCCGUCUUAUCAGGUUCUUGGCACAGGGUUUUGGCCCCUUUCACCUCCCCAGACCAAUUUCAUUCCUCCACAAGAGAUCGUUGACACCUACACUCGAUUUCAGAAUUUCUACUUUGACAAGCAUAGCGGGCGAAAGCUCACCUGGCUAUGGCAACUCUGCAAGGGUGAGAUGAAGGCCAACUACGUCAAGAACACUAAGAUUCCGUUCACUUUCUGCGUGUCUACAUACCAAAUGGCCAUCUUACUGCUUUUCAACGACUCCGAUACGGUAACGUAUGAAGACGCCCAGAAAGGUACGGCGUUGUCAGCAGAGUGGCUGGAUCCUUCCCUCAGUGUUUUCGUUAAGGCAAAAGUCUUGAUUCCUUCUCCUGAGAAUGCAAAGGCGGAGCCCGGCACGUCAUACACCUUGAAUUACAACUUUAAGCACAAGAAAGUCAAGGUCAACCUCAAUAUCGUCGUCAAAUCGGACGCGAAGCAGGAAGUUGAGGAGACACACAAGACUAUUGAGGAGGACAGGAAAUUACUUAUGCAGUCUGCGAUUGUGCGUAUCAUGAAGUCCCGUAAGCACAUGAAGCAUGUCGUGCUCGUCCAAGAGACCAUAUCCCAAAUCAAAUCCCGCUUCACGCCCAAGGUCCAAGACAUCAAAAAGUCGAUCGAUCAGCUCAUUGAAAAGGAGUACUUGGAGCGGUUGGAAAACGAAGAACUCGGCUACCUAGCUUGA